AUGUUUUUCACCAGAUGGAUUUAAUUUAGCAUCUGGGAGUUAAGAUAAGUCAAUUCGUUUAUGGAAUGCUAAGACUGGAUAAUAAUAAACUUAAUUAGAUGGUCAUACUAGUUAUAUAUACUCAGUAUGCUUCUCACCAGAUGGAACUUCUUUAGCAUCUGGAAGUAUUGA
Molecule: messenger RNA, 171 nt
Organism: Paramecium sonneborni
Lineage: Eukaryota; Ciliophora; Oligohymenophorea; Peniculida; Parameciidae
Source: the annotation of a GenBank genome assembly